GUUAUUGUCUGGUGCUCUGGCUCCGGCGGCGGCAGAGGUGGCGGUUGGUGUUACGGUAGUAACCUCGGAGGCGGCUCGAGAGGUGGGAGCAGGUGCGGCGUGCGCGGGUCAAGUGGAGGCAGAGUCGGCGCCGCGUCCGAGCGGUCCGGGUGGAAGUAGCGCAGCGCGUACAGGAGCGGCACCGAGACCAUGGCUGGAGGCAAAGCUGGAAAAGACAGUGGAAAGGCCAAGGCUAAAGCAGUGUCUCGUUCACAGAGAGCUGGACUACAGUUUCCAGUGGGCCGUAUCCAUAGACACUUGAAGACUCGUACUACAAGCCAUGGAAGAGUUGGUGCCACUGCUGCAGUGUAUAGUGCUGCGAUUCUAGAGUAUCUCACUGCUGAGGUACUGGAGCUGGCAGGUAAUGCUUCUAAGGAUCUCAAAGUAAAGCGUAUCACUCCGCGUCACUUGCAGCUCGCAAUCCGUGGUGAUGAAGAGUUGGAUUCUCUUAUCAAGGCUACCAUAGCUGGGGGUGGUGUGAUCCCUCACAUCCACAAAUCUCUGAUUGGAAAGAAGGGACAGCAAAAAACUGCUUAGAGAGUUGUUUUAACCAGCCCUCUUCCUCCCUGUCAUUGUACUGUAACUGGGACAGAAGAAAUAAUGGGGAUACGUGGAAUUUUUAAAACAGUUAAAUGGAAAAGCAUAGACAAUUACUGUAGACAUGAUACAAGAAAUAUUUGUAUGUUCUUAGGUUCAAAGUUUGAUAAAAGUAUCUUUUCAUGUGGUAACAAUUGUGUGUUGAUUGGCUAGGUUUCUCCCAUGUGUUUUAUACAGAAAUGGAAUUGAUAAACCAUUUUUUACAAAAUUAAUUUGUCUCAAAACUGUUCUGUUUGUGAUGUAUUGGAAAGAUUUUGCUCAGACUUUGAAAUUUUUUAAACCUCAAAUUGGUUAUCAUAUAUUAGAACAAUCUUAAAACAUAAAUUAGGAAUAUAGCUUCAUCAUGAUUAAAUACAGUAUUUCAGUGAAUCUAAGAUGCUGUCGAUUGUAAUAUGCACCAUUUUUUUUUUAUAUGCCACUAAGAAAGAAAAACUGCCAAUUAAACCAUGAUUUGCCAUCAAUUAUGAGACACAUCCCAAUUUCAGAGAUGUUGCAAUAUGGGAAAAUGUGCACUUAGGACUGAUGAGAUGGGACAGCAAACUUACUUAUUGAGCACUUACCAUGUGCCGGAAACCCUGGUGGCAUAGUGUUUAAGAGCUUCGGCUGCUAACCAAAAGGUCAGCAGUUUGAAUCCACCAUGCACUCCUUGGAAACCCUUUGGGGGUGUUCUACUCUGUCCCGUAAGGGUCGCUCUGAGUCACGAUCGACUUGACAGCCACAGGUUUUUUGUUUGGUACCAUGUGCCAGGUCCCAUGCUAAGUACUUUUUGCAUGCUUAGCCUCAUACCAAUGAAUUAAAUUUUUACUCCUCCCCACCCCCAUUUUAUAGAUAUUGAACCUGAGGCUUACGGAAAUUAAGUUUUUGUCAAAAAACAUUCAGCUCGUAGUUAGAACGUGGUAUAGCCAGGAUUUAGACCUAGAGUUAGACGUCUGACUCUGGAGUCCACACUCUUACCUGGAGUUGAAGUUAAAUUUAUCAAAGUUUUCUUUUGAUUUAAAAUUCCAAAUUUUUAGUGGACUUUGAGAAAUUUGAAUUCUGUAAAUACAGACUUAAUUAUGCAAUACACAGGCAGUGAAAAGUGCCUCUUCCCUGUGGUCUUAGGUAUGCAUUAACUUUCGGAGUUGGAUUCAAUUGAAAUCAUUUUUCCUUACAGAUUUGCAUUUUCAUCUGUUCCUAAAAAAUUGGCCAGAUAUAUUGCUAUUGCUGCUUAUGGAUACACGUUCUUGUGUUUUUUUUUUUUUUCCCACUUUCAUUGCUUUUUUUUCCUUUCUAGUUUAAAAACCUGGUUCUGUUGGUAGCCUUUGACGUAAGUUGUCGAAAACAGCAGUCAGCCUAUGGUGUGAGGAAGUACAGAUGUUUUGUGGCACUGUCACUGUGAUGCCUUAGCCAGGCUGCUUUGUUGAAAUUUACCCAACCAGUCUAAAAUAGUGUUAAGACUUAAGUUUUUCUUAUUUAUAGUAAUAUUUAGUAAUUUAUACAGUCUUCUAAAAAUCAUUUUUUCUUUGUCAGCUUCUAAGUAGCUGUUACAAGAUUUAACUGAGCAAGCAUGUACCAGUUAAUGGUAUAGAGAACUCUAUUUUUCUGCCUGGGAGUCUUCAUUAAAGAAGGAAACUUUUUAAUAUUUUAUAAUACAACACCAUCAAAACAGUUCGCAUUUUAAAAAGCUUAUUUUAUUAUGGAAAAUUUCAAAAAUAUACAAAAAUAAAGAGAAUAAUAACGAACCCCUGUAUAUACCCUAUGGUCUCCUUAUUCCUACCUCCCCCCAGUGGCUUAGUUGGAAUCCUACCCGAGGCAUAAUAUAUUUUCAUGUAUACAUACAUCAGUGUGUAUCUCUGUGAGUCGGACACUUUUCAGAACAUGACCAUAGUACCCUUAAGACUGUUAACAUUUUUUUUACAUCAAAUAUCUAGUCAGUAUUUGAAUUUCCCUUAUUGUUACAAAAUUUAUUUUACAGUUGGUUUAUUUGAAUCAGGAUCCAGACAAGAUCUGUAUGUACCUUGCAUUUGAUUGAUAUCUUUUGUUUCUUUUUAAUCUGUGGAGUUUCUCUUUUUAUGUUUUUCUUGUCAUUUACUUUUUGAAGAAACUGCAUUGUUUGUUGUAUAGAAUUGUCCUCAGUGUGGAUUGUACUGAAUGUGUUCUCAUGAUAAUAUUUAAAAUUUCAUCUGUCCCCUGUAUUUCCUUUGAACUGAUAGUGAGCUCUAGAGGGGCUUUUUGGUUCUGUUGUGUUUUUUUACAAAAAUAAUUCAUAGGUGAUGUUAUGUACUUCCUAUUGCAUCACAUCAGGAGACACACAGUACCUGCUUGUGUCUCAUGUUGGAAUGUUAAGGUUGAUGAGUAAGUUUGGAUGUUGUCAGCCCAGUCCAUCCAUUGUAAAGUUCUCUUAUCACCUUUUCCCCUGACAGCUUUAGCUACUGUUAGUGAUCAUUGCCUAGAUCCAGGACUCUAUUAGAGGUUGUAAACUGGUGAUAUUCUAGUAUUCCUUCUGCAUUUAUUAUCUGGAAUUCUAUCAAGAACUUUUGUUCAUCAGUUUACAAGGUAGGAUAAAAAAAUUACACACUCUGAUUGAAUUGUCUGUGAGCACAUAUUUUGAAGAAGUUUCUGUAUUGAUGAGUCAGGAUCCACAGUUGUCCCUGUGUGAGGAUUUAAUAGUUCUCGGAAACCAAAGCAGCAACAGAAAAGAAGACAAUAAUCAAGAGACCUUCCUUUGCCUUGAAUUACUUAUGUAGGGGUGUUUUAUUAGAAUUUUCUAGAUGAUUACUUCAAAUGUCUGUUUAAUUUUGAUAGUGUCAUUAUUUGACUCUGUUCCUAGUACUGUAUUUAUGUUUUGUUUUUUCAUGGAAAACUUAACACGUACAAAAGUAGAAUAGUGUAAUGAACCUUUGACCUUUGUUCCCCUGAUGUUACUCCUGGUGUACUUGGCAGCCCAGCAGCCACAGUCAUGAUCAAUCUUGUUUAAUUUAUACUCUACCCCUUCCUUCUACUGGACUAUUUUAAAGCGUGUUGCAGCCAUCAUAUUUCAUCUAUAAUACUUCAAUAUGUAUCACUAAAAGAAAACUUAAUAAAAAACAAAAACUAUUAUCGCACCUAAAAAUCAUUUAGAAUAAUUCCAGAACUGUAUUUUAAAUAGUACAGCAGAGAUAAGUACAGUAGCACUUCAGAGAAGGGAAGGAUCUUUUUUAAUAGAAAGUAGAACUUGAACUGGGCAGAGAAGAAUGGGUUGCAUUUGGACAUCUAAAAAGAAGAGUUUAGGGUAGGGAAGCAAUGUGAAUAAUGUCUUGGGAAUUAAGAAUGGAGUGUAUUUGGGGAGUCAUGACAAAAUAACCUAAACAGUAUAUGAUUUGAGGUGGGAAUAACAGGAAAUGCAAUACUAGACUUGGUACCUAUGGCUGAAUUUAUUGUGAUGAUUCUUUUUUGACGUUUUAUGAUGAAAAUUUUCAGACAUGCACGAAAGUUAAAAUUGCACAAUGAACAAUUCUUAAAAACCCACUACCUAGAUUCUGCAACGAACAUUUUUCUGUAUUUGCUUUAUCACAAUCAUCUAUGGGAUGGCCCUGAUCUUAUUAUUUAUUUGUCCUGUUGUUAGAGAAGAAGUAUUCUUAGAUCACAUGUCAUUAUAUUAGAUGAUUGGGAGUUUUCAGUUAUCUACUGAAACAAGGUUACACAAGGGUAUGUGCUCAGUAGAACCAAGGAACAAGCUGACUGGACUGACUGUGGAGAUUGGCUUCUCGUAAUAUGAAAAGGUUUUAAGAUAAAUUCUUAAUCUACUUAACUGUGAUUUUAAGUACUUUAAGAGCUUGUAUAUGACAGUUUUCUAAACAUAUAACAUUUUAUAUUUGGCAUUUUUGAUAAUCCACAUUGCAACAGUUGUGAAAUGAAGACAUUUAGGGAGUCUGGCCUAAGCACUAGAAAGCAUGAGAACAUGAGGAUGGAAGGGGUAUAGUUAAUAUCACUUUCACAGUUUCUGUUCUGUAAGGGAGUAUGAAGUGAGUGGGGUAACCACAAAUAGAUCCUCCUCACCCUGAUCCCAGGUAAAAAUUCUUUGCUAUGAUCUACCAGUUAGGUAACUAAUAUUUCUUAAAGUACAAAUUAAAACAAAAACCCAUUGCCUUCAAGUUGGUUCCAAUUCAUGGAGACCCUAUGUGUUACAGGGUAGAAAUGCUCCAUAGGCUGUUCUUGGCUGUAAUCUUUAUGAAGGAGCCCUGGUGGUACAGUAGUUCGGCUGUUAACCAAAAGGUCAGCAGUUCAAAUGGACCAGCUGAUCCUUGGAAACCCUACGGGGCAGUUCUCUGCCCAGAGGAAGGCUGUAAGUCAGAAUUGAUGACAACAGGUUUUUGGUUUUGGUAAUUUUUAUGAAAGCAGAUUGCCAGGCCUUUCUGCAUCACAGCUGGGUGAGUUCAUACUGUCUACCUAUAAAGGUAUAAAUAUGUGGUGUUAAUUCAUACUUGGAUGAGACCCAGUCUAACUGCUGUAAUUAGUUAACCACCUAGCAGAAUACCGUGCAGCAUUUUUGAAGGGAGGGCACAUUUUGCUUUGGGGGUCUUAGGUAUACGGGAGGGAUCUGAGAGGAAAGGAUAAACAAACUGGCAGCAUUUUGGCCCCAUGACCUUUGGUCACCUGGUUUUAUACCUGGUGUCACAUGGCAAAAGGGGCUUUGCAGAUGUAAAUAAGGUUUCUACAAUAGGGAUACUAUCCUGAAUUAUCUGUAUGGGUCCAGUGUAAUCACAUGAACCUUUAAAAGCAGAAGAGAAAGACAGACUUGGAGUAGGACUCACCACGCCAUUGCUGUCUUGAAGACAGAGGGACCACAUACGUGGAAAGCAUGAGAAGGAAAUGAAUUCUGCCAGCAACUAGUGAUCUUGGAAAAGGACCUGAAUCCAGCUACGGUGUGCCAGGCUUCUGACCUUCAGAAACUUGUUUAAAGCCGCUAAGUGGGGUAGUUCGUAUGGCAGCGAUAGGAAAAUAAGAAAUGAUAAUGUUUGCAUUCUUGGACUCCUUAAAGGUAGAGAGUUAUGACUUGUUAAAAGCAGGUGAUAACAUGCCUGGUAGUGUGGGAGUCCAGUACACCUGGGUUCAAGUCCUUGCUGGCUGGCUGUGUGGCCUCAGGCAAGUGACUUAGCCUGUUUUAGUUCUGUCUUUACCCAUAAAAUGGUGGUGAUGAUAGUCUGUGCCUCACAUAACCUGACUGUUAGGGAUGCAUCCAAAAUGCUUAGCAGUGCCUGGUGCCCAGAGUGCUCCAAGACAGUUACCUAAAAAACCUGCAUUUCCCUCUUCGCUCCCCAGUCAGCACUUUUAAGCAAAGCCUUUAUUCCCAGAGGCAUAUUAACAUAGGCAGAUUAAACUCCUAAUUCAGGACAUUGAAACUGGGACUCCCAGGCCAAUCAGAGGACAGCUGCAGAAAGUACAUGCAACAGGAAGAAUCAGUGCUGAUGAGGUAACUGAGUGACUUAAAAUGUCAGGAAGUGAAUCCACGGCAUGUGGCGAGCUGUAUCUGGGUACCUUCUGUGUUCCCAAAUUGGAAAUACUGUCAUAGUGCAUUUUUUAUGAAAUGUGCAAAAACCAGUUACUGGUAACAUGUGAACUAAUAGAGAAAAAAUAGCUUUGUUGAAACAGGCGUGCUAGGCAGUUAGAUAACUUUGUUUAUCUUGUCCUCUGCUUCAUGCACCCAAGAGUGAAACUUGCUUCUAGGAGACUGUAAAUUACUGUGUCCUGUGGUAUACAUGGGAAUUAGCGACACCAAGAAUAUGAAGUAUUUGUGUGCCAUGACCAACUGUACUUUUUAUGUGGUACAAGGGCUCCGUGAGCUGCUAUGGCGACAUCUGUACACAAUGGGCAUUCCAUUUAGAAACUUGUCUCAGAAAAUCAAAGAGGUGAGCUCCUUAAAUAAGGAGCUGAGACAGUCCUGGCUGUGUGGCUUGUGGCUCUGGGGACUGGUGAAUAGGGGAGAAGACCUGAGGCCCUCUUUUAUGUUGAUAUUGCUAAAUCAGUUGGAGAGUCAAAUUUUUCCAGGAUUUAUGACCCUCUUCUCUGAUGAAUUACACAAAAGCUUCCUCUAAAUUUUUUUUUUGAUAACAUUCUGGUUUUGUAAGUAAUCUCAACACAGCCACUUUACAUCGAAAAUCUUAACACCCAGAGUUAAGCUUGUUUCUUCUGGUUUGGCCCAGAUUCUUCAGGAAAGCCUAAUUCAAAAAAGCUGUUUAAUCCUUACAUCAUCUCACUGGAAGAUAUAGGCCUGCCCACUUGCUUCUAUCUGCUCUUAAUUGUGAGUUCUUUAUUUCUGGCUGUUUCCUGUUUUGAAACCUUUGGUAGCUAACCUCUGCAAAUGCUUGUAGUUGCUAAAGUUAGCUAUGUAGCUAUCUAUGUAACAUGUUAAAGUAGAUUCCAAAGGUUUUCUAUUUGGCAAUAGCCUAGUCUGGGCUUAGUACGUACUUUUGAAAAUAAUACCUUUUUUUUUUUUUUUUUUUAAACUUUUAUUGUGCUUUAAGUGAAAGUUUACAAAUCAAGUCAGUCUCACACACAAAAACUUAUAUACACCUUGCUAAAAAAAAAAACUGCUACAUACUCCCAAUUGCUCUCCCCCUAAUGAAACACCCUGCUCCCUCCCUCCACUCUCUCUUUUUGUGUCCAUUCCACCAGCUUCUAACCACUAGUACCCUCUCAUCUCCCCUCCAGGCAGGAGAUGCCAACAUAGUCUCGUGUCCAGCUGAUGCAAGAAGCUCACUCCUCACCAGCAUCCCUCUCCGUCCCAUUGUCUAUGUUUCUUUUUAAACUCUAUAAUUAAGACUUUUCACUACUAAUUUAAAUAUUGUAUUCCUUUCUAACUUCAAAUGUCUGCAUUUGUAUGUAAUGGAAAUCAUUUUAUGAACAGAUGAGUAAAAUUAGGGUUGGCCACUGACGGUGGUUCCCAAACUAUUUUUUCAUGGACCUUUUGUUACCUGGGUCAAUGUAUUCCAUAAUAAAAUUGAAUAAUGGUAGUUUUUUUUUUCUUUCCCAAAUGGUAGAAAGAACAAGUUUAUUGUCUUGUCAAUUUUUUCUUAAAGUUUUCCUGUGUUAUUUAUCAACAAAGAAUGAAAGAUUUGCACAUUAAUGUUAAUGGAAAUGCUGAACAUAUUUCAUUGGUAUAAUUUUUCCAUGGUGUGUGCUUGAUUUGAUCUUUUAUUAUAAGUAUCUUCAAAUCACAUUGUUGGUAAAGUUCAAGUUUAUAUGAUGGAUUUAAAUAUAUUCUGUGUAAAAAAAGAUAGACUGCACUAAAUAAUAUCUGAAAGAUCCCUUUUUGCAGACCAGACUUAAUGGUCUGACUGAGACUAGAAGGACCCUGGUGGUCAUGGCCCCCAGACCUUCUGUUGGCCCAGGACAGGAACCAUUCCCAAAGCCAACUCUUCAGACCGGGAUUGGACUGGACAGUGGGUUGGAGAGCCUUGCUGGUGAGGAGUGAGCUUCUUGGAUCAGGUGGACACUUGAGACUAUAUUGGCAUCUCCUGCCUGGAGGGAAGAUUAGAGGAUGGAGGGGGUUAGAAGCUGGCAAAAUGGACACAAAAAGAGAGAGUGGAGGGAUGGAGUGGGCUGUCUCAUUAGGGGGACAGCAAUUGGGAGUAUGUAGCAAGGUGUAUAUAAGUUUUUGUGUGAGAGACUGACUUGAUUUGUAAACUUUCACUUAAAGCACAAUAAAAAAAAUUUU
Messenger RNA from Loxodonta africana (African savanna elephant), 8311 nucleotides. RefSeq names its product histone H2A.V. Lineage: Eukaryota; Metazoa; Chordata; Mammalia; Proboscidea; Elephantidae. Gene Ontology annotation, cellular component: chromatin; nucleosome. The record is from RefSeq and is a predicted model, not a curated record. Bases 190 to 576 code for a protein of 128 amino acids. Gene Ontology annotation, biological process: heterochromatin formation. Gene Ontology annotation, molecular function: DNA binding; structural constituent of chromatin; protein heterodimerization activity. The transcript has 5 exons.